Messenger RNA from Merops nubicus (carmine bee-eater), 1985 nucleotides. It is a transcript of the gene ASNSD1, whose product is annotated as asparagine synthetase domain containing 1. Gene Ontology annotation, molecular function: asparagine synthase (glutamine-hydrolyzing) activity. NCBI's taxonomy places the organism in Eukaryota, Metazoa, Chordata, Aves, Coraciiformes, Meropidae. The record is from RefSeq and is a predicted model, not a curated record. The transcript is spliced from 3 exons. Bases 1 to 1911 code for a protein of 636 amino acids.
AUGUGUGGUAUCUGCUGUGUGGUGACCCUCUCCAGCCAGCACACCAUCCGUAGUUCCCUGGGCGAAGACGUACUCCGCCGUCUUGGGAGAAGAGGACCAGACAGCAGUCAACAGCUGGUAAAAACUGCACCUGACCUCCCUUGUGAGUGUCUGUUUUCUGGCCAUGUGCUUCGCCUGAGGGGACCAGUGACUCCUCAGCCUCUGGAAGAUGCCCACAACAAUAUUUUUCUUUGGAAUGGAGAAAUUUUCGGUGGAGUGCACGUAGGAGAUGCAGAGAAUGACACUGCAGUGAUGUUUCAUCAUCUCACAUCGUGCAGGAGUGAAGCAGACAUUCUGUCACUCUUUUCCUCGCUUCGGGGGCCGUGGUCUUUUAUUUAUUAUCAAGCAUCCAGACACAGUUUAUGGUUUGGUAGAGAUUAUUUUGGUCGUCGUAGUUUGCUCUGGCAAUGUGGUAAUGAGGUUGAUGGUGCUUUCUGUCUCACAUCUGUCAGUGUUUAUUCUGAAUCAAGUGACCAAUGGCAAGAAGUCCCAGCAUGUGGAAUUUUCAAAAUUGACCUCAAAGCUUGUGCAACAACUAAGUCUUUUUCUUUAACAUUGUUCCCAUGGAAGUACAGCUGCACAGAGAAACCAGUAGAAGAAAUAUUCAUUGAUGCUCUGGACCGAGUUUCAAAAGACUUGCUGAACCACAUACCUCUUGUGCUGAAUGAAUCAAAGCUAUGUCUCAGAGCACCAGUUGUUCCCUUAAAUAAAACAAUUAAUGAAGCUUCAGGUGGAUGUCUAGGCAGUAAUGUUAGCAACAUUACCCAUAUGGUUUCAGUAGAAACCCUUCAAGGAUUCCUUGCAGAGGAACACAGGAAAAAAUUAGUCUGUCAGUUUACGGAUGUUUUAAACGAAGCAGUGAAGAGACGGGUUUUAUCUCUCUUCAGAGGUGAAGGACAGAAAACAAGAGAAGUUGCAAGAGCGUCUAGUAGGGAAGCACACGUUGCAGUGCUCUUCUCUGGUGGCAUUGAUUCCAUGGUUAUUGCAGCUCUUGCUGAUAAACAUGUGCCUUUAGGGGAACCAAUUGAUCUUCUCAAUGUAGCUUUCAUGGUAAAAGAAAAAGCCAAGCAAAAAGGUACCACUAAAAAACAGACCAACAGAGAAGAUUUGCUUUGUCCUCAAGAAAGUUGCCAAGAUCUUGAUGCUAAAACUGGUGCUCAUUUAUCUUGCUUUGAUGUUCCUGACAGAAUCACUGGUAGGGCAGGACUGAAAGAAUUGGAAGCCAUUAACCCUUCAAGAAGCUGGAACUUUGUGGAGAUUAAUGUUACACUAGAAGAACUGAAAACAAUGAGGCACCGAUGCAUUCAUCACCUAAUUUAUCCACUGGAUACAGUCUUGGACGACAGCAUUGGCUGUGCCAUUUGGUUUGCAUCCAGAGGGGAGGGUUUUAUUAGUAACCAAGGAGAACUGAAACCAUAUAAAAGCCCUGCAAAGGUUGUGCUUACAGGAAUUGGAGCAGAUGAGCAGCUUGCUGGGUAUUCUCGACAUCGUGUUUGCUUCAGAGAGCAUGGCUUGGAGGGUGUGAAUGGAGCGCUGGAGCUGGAGCUGGAUCGCAUUGCCUCUAGGAACCUCGGCAGAGAUGACAGGGUCAUCGGUGAUCAUGGAAAAGAAGCCAGGUUUCCUUUUCUUGAUGAAGAUGUUGUCUCUUUCCUCAAUUCUGUGCCCAUCUCUGAAAAAGCUGACUUGACUUUACCUCGGGGAAUUGGUGAGAAAUUGAUUCUGCGCCUUGCAGCCACGGAGCUUGGCCUUACAGCUUCAACCAUUUUGCCAAAAAAGGCUUUACAGUUUGGAUCUCGGAUCGCCAAACUAGAGAGCAACAGUGAAAAAGCAUCUGACACGUGCAGCAGACUGAAGUUACUUUCAGUAGAUUAAUUAUAAAGCUAUGUCUUGAGAUGUUGCAUUUAUUCUAGAUGCAAAUUCAGUAAAUCUUUGGAGUUCUCUUAGAA